Messenger RNA from Strongylocentrotus purpuratus (purple sea urchin), 1086 nucleotides. Its product is annotated as allatostatin-A receptor-like. Gene Ontology annotation, cellular component: membrane. Gene Ontology annotation, molecular function: G protein-coupled receptor activity. Gene Ontology annotation, biological process: G protein-coupled receptor signaling pathway. The record is from RefSeq and is a predicted model, not a curated record. Bases 1 to 1086 code for a protein of 361 amino acids. Lineage: Eukaryota; Metazoa; Echinodermata; Echinoidea; Camarodonta; Strongylocentrotidae. The transcript has a single exon.
AUGGCCACCGGAGCUUCACCGCUUUGGAAUUCUUCAAUUGAUCCCUCGUCUGGGAUUUUCGAAACGGGUGAUGGUAACGAUACAGCUAGUGGAUGGUCCUGGCUCCCGCUCGUAUGGAAUUGGUGGGUGAUUCUGCAACUGAUGUCCGCAGUGCUAGGUAUGGCCGGAAACCUCUUGGUCAUUCUUGUGUUGUACCAGUGUCGUGCAGCAAGUCGCUCUACCGACAUACUUGUCGGAAGCCUUGCUACUGCUGACUUCCUAGCAUCCUUUCUCAUGAUUCCGAUUCCACCCCAUCAGACGGUUCCUGUCUCAAGGAUAGGUAACGUCUACUGUUGGUUUGUAGGUAACAGCACGAUAAUGUGGAUCUGUUUGACAGCAUCCACGUUCAACCUCGUAGCCAUCUCCUGUGAUCGCUACUUUGCCAUUGUGCACCCGUUGCAGUUCAUGCGGUACGUCACCAAAGGCCGGGUUCGUGUGAGCGUGUUGUUGAUAUGGGCGGCUGUAUUCAUUCUUGUUGGACUCCCCAUUUGCAUCAGCUACGGGGUGGACAGCGACAAGAGGACAUGUGGAUUCCUGUUCGAAAGCAGCACCGCCAAGGCAGUGUAUGGAUGGUUCAUUUUCCUGCUUCGUCUCAUCAUCCCGACCAUGAUCCUCGUAGUCACCCAAUCCGCGAUUGCGAUCGUCCUCCACCGGGAGUCCAAGGCCUUUCGGAAAGAUGUCAAUGGAGCUAUGCAUUCCCAACGCUCUGUACACCUAGAAGCUCGUGAUCACGUCAUUAAACUCAUGCUCAUCGUCAGCAUCGCUUUCAUCAUAUGCUGGUCACCCAGUCAGAUUUUCUUCUUCGGUAUCAAUAUUGGGUUCAUCUCCUUCGAGUACCUCUACACUCCAACGCAACGUAUCUGCAAAGUGUUAACGCUAUGUAAUUCUUGUCUGAAUCCCAUCAUUUACAUCGCAAGGCACCCUCACUUUCGUGUGGCAGUGAAGGAGCUUUUUAACGGUUCUAAAGCCAUGAAAAACAGAGGCCCUAUCUUCGAGCACAAGACUGUGAAUCGUGAAAGCAGCGUGACCCUAUCUACCAUAGCUUAA